AUAUGGCCUGGCAUAGAGGCUGGUACCCCGCCUGGUAGAGAUGCCACACUCGCUCCGCGGCUCGCAUGGCGCUCUGAAGACGCCGGCGCCCGCCGCCUUGAGGAACCGCUGCCCCCGCUCCCUGAAGAUGGGGGAACAAUGAAAUAAGCGAGAAGAUUCCUCUUCUCCCCCCUCUCUCUCUUGCCCCCUCCCCCUCCCCUCCCCUCUCCCCUUGACUCCUCUCUGAGGCACCAUGCUGACCCGCCUGUUCAGCGAGCCCGGCCUCCUCUCGGACGUGCCCAAGUUCGCCAGCUGGGGCGACGGCGACGACGACGAGCCGAGAAGCGACAAGGGCGACGCGCCACCGCAGCCUCCGCCUGCUCCCGGGUCGGGGGCUCCAGGACCCGCCCGGGCCGCCAAGCCAGUGUCCCUUCGUGGAGAAGACGUCCCCGAAGCCACGUUGGCCGAGGUCAAGGAGGAAGGCGAGCUGGGUGGUGAGGAGGAGGAGGAAGAAGAAGAGGAGGAAGGGCUGGAUGAGGCUGAAGGCGAGCGGCCCAAGAAGCGCGGGCCGAAGAAACGCAAGAUGACCAAGGCGCGUCUGGAGCGCUCCAAGCUGCGGCGACAGAAGGCCAACGCGCGGGAGCGCAACCGCAUGCACGACCUGAACGCAGCGCUGGACAACCUGCGCAAGGUGGUACCCUGCUACUCCAAGACGCAGAAGCUGUCCAAGAUCGAGACGCUGCGCCUAGCCAAGAACUACAUCUGGGCUCUCUCGGAGAUCUUGCGCUCCGGAAAGCGACCGGAUCUGGUGUCCUACGUGCAGACUCUGUGCAAGGGGCUGUCGCAACCCACCACAAAUCUGGUGGCUGGCUGCCUGCAGCUCAACUCUCGUAACUUCCUCACAGAGCAGGGCGCGGACGGCGCCGGCCGCUUUCACGGCUCGGGUGGUCCGUUCGCUAUGCACCCGUACCCGUACCCGUGCUCUCGCCUGGCGGGCGCACAGUGUCAGGCGGCCGGCGGCCUGGGCGGAGGCGCGGCGCACGCCCUGCGGACCCACGGCUACUGCGCCGCCUACGAGACGCUGUACGCGGCGGCGGGUGGCGGCGGUGCCAGCCCGGACUACAACAGCUCCGAGUACGAGGGCCCGCUCAGUCCCCCGCUCUGUCUCAACGGCAACUUCUCACUCAAGCAGGACUCGUCUCCCGAUCACGAGAAGAGCUACCACUACUCUAUGCACUACUCGGCGCUGCCCGGCUCGCGGCCCGGAGGCCACGGGCUGGUCUUUGGCUCGUCGGCCGUGCGCGGGGGCGUCCACUCCGAGAAUCUCUUGUCUUACGAUAUGCACCUUCACCACGACCGGGGCCCCAUGUACGAGGAGCUCAACGCGUUUUUCCAUAACUGAGACCUCGCGCCGACCCCUUUCUUUUUCUUUGCCUUUGCCCGGCCCCUUAAUCCCAGCCCCGCGAGCUCGGGGGGCUCCCACCGACUCCAGCGCCAGGUGCGCGGGGCGUGGGUCGCCGGUUCUGCGCCUCUCUAGGGCUGGCGCGGUCUCUUACCUGUGGGUGGCCCGUCCCAGGGGCCUCGCUUCUCCCUGGGGACUCGCCUGCUCUCUCCCAACGGGCUUCCUCCCUUCUCCAGUGGAGUGCAUCUCUGGGGACCUCCCUCCCGGCUCUCCCUGGAGACUCCUUCUGCAUUCCCAAACUUGGGUUUUCUCUCUCCACCUCCCAGUAGGCCAGAAGGCUUUGGUAAGGGGCAGCUGAGUUUCGGGAUAGUGUCUCCGCUUAGGAAACUUUAAAAAAAGACACUGAGCUGCCCAGGCCGAAAGGAGUUGGUGUCUCUUCCUUCUCGAAGAGGGCAAAAGCCAGGGCGCUCAAACGCCUUCACCCCAACCCUAAUCUCCGCGUUUUUUAAUUUUUAUUUUAGUGGGAGGGGAUGUGGAUUGAGAGGAAAGAGAGAGGCCAAGCCAAUUUGUAACUAGAAUCAUGUUUCCUUUUCCCUUUUUAAAAAAAAAAAAACAAAUAAUACAAAAGAAAAAAAAAAAGCUAAGAGGCGACAAAGGCCGAACUCAGAGUCCGGAUCGGAGAGAAAACGCAGUAAGAACUUUUAGAAGCAAUAAAAGGCAAAAUAAUAAUAAUAUUAAUAAUAAAUACUACCAAUAAUAAUUUUUAAAGAGACACAAAUAUCUAUGCAAGAAGGUUCUGACUGAGCCUAGCAGCCCGGCCCGGGGUGCCCCCUGGGUCCGCUGGCUGCACCGCCCAAGCGCGGAUCAGUGCACUUUGGUGAAGUGGGGGCCCGCGCCGCCCCUCCCCCCCAGGUUCUUACAAUCAAUGACUCGGAGAUUUGGAGCCCCAGUGCCACUGCCCUCCCCCACCCUGUCCCGUUGUGCGUCAUACUGUUUUCUAAAAACCUGUUUCCAAAUUUGUAUGGAAUGGCAAACUGUUGGGGGUUCGGUUUGGGGAGGGAGGGUUUGCAUGAGAGACACACACGCACACCACACCAUACCGCACGCACACGCAGGCCCGACACGGGCGUCCGGGGACAGAAGGAAGUGAGUCUCCUGGCUCCUCCUCUCUACAGGCACUCCAGUCCCUCUUAGGUGAAGGUGGAGGAGCCCAGACCUGGGGGCAGCCCUACCCCUGCCCAGACUGUGCCUCUGUGGGCGCCAAGCUCCUGGUGACUUCUGGUGGCUGGAGAGGUUUUUUGUUUUGUUUUGUUUUGUUUUGUUUUGUUUUGUUAUUGUCGUUGUUGGGGGAAAUUUUUGUUGCUGUUGUUGCUUUUGUUUUUUGUUUUGUUCUGUGUUUUGGUUCUAGGCUCCUCCUGACUUUUGUCAUCCAGUGAGCUGGGAGAACUGAGGGCCCCUUUUGGAGAUUUCCGGCAAAAGAGGCAACAGGUGAACCUCUCCGCUCCAGAGGCAGGGAAUCAGGCACCCAAACACUCGAUGCAAAAAACGCAAACCCACAGGCGACACACCCCACACACACGCAAUUUUACCUUCCUCUUGUAGUGAAGAUGAAACUCCCGUCGGACACCCGAAGUGCAUUGCGUGUUUCUGUUGAGUUUAAUGACGAUUAAUAAAUAUUUAUGUAAAUGAGA
Messenger RNA from Myodes glareolus (Bank vole), 3072 nucleotides. RefSeq names its product neuronal differentiation 2 (gene Neurod2). Gene Ontology annotation, cellular component: nucleus. The record is from RefSeq and is a predicted model, not a curated record. Gene Ontology annotation, molecular function: protein dimerization activity; DNA-binding transcription factor activity, RNA polymerase II-specific; E-box binding. Gene Ontology annotation, biological process: sensory organ development; axon development; positive regulation of transcription by RNA polymerase II. Lineage: Eukaryota; Metazoa; Chordata; Mammalia; Rodentia; Cricetidae.